GGCGGAGCUGACAGGGAAGGAGACUGCUGCUCUGCUCUCUCUACAGACAGGCUGAGGCGGUGACACGGGUUCGAUUCCCUCCUUUGGAUCUUAUCUGCCCCUGGCCUGGGGGGCUCAUCGAGAAAUCCCUGGCAUCACAGAGGGGUGUGCAGAACUGACCGAUUGUUGCAAAGGGAAGCUGCGAUCUUGCACUGGACCCAGAAAGAGGUGCAUUCAUGUACAGUACUGGCUCGGAGAAGGGGGCUCUGUCUAUCCGGACUGGGGGCAUUUAAAUAGCAAAGGAAGCAGAUGUGGAUUGCCUUUCAGACUCCAACAAGGGGCUCACAAUAACUGGGACUCCCGAUUGUUUUACCCAUCAUUUGGAUGCAGGAAUAAUACAGAUACAGAUGCAGCUCUGCUCUGCUCUGACAUUAACCCGGACCUAAAAGACUGAGAAUUAGUAAAAAAAAAAAAAAAUUAUAAUAAUAUUAUUAUUAUUUUUAAUGUUGCCUAUUUUAUUUUCUAAUUUCAGCUGACCAGGAAAGGGUUACACAGAUAAAAAAAAAAAAAGAAAAAAAAAAAAAAAAAAAAGGCAUCGACCCAACUCUCACACUAUCGAUCCUCUACACGAAUCAGGAAGGGCGUUGUGCAGUUUUGUUUGUUUUUUCUAAUGUUGGCAUGCUCAACCUAACGUAAAUAUUUUCUACGAAAUCUAUUUUUUAUUUAUGACCCGACCUGUUUUUAUACAUAUAUAUAGAUACGCCGUCUUCUUAACAAGCUCCGUUCACUUGAUCUGCUAUUGAAAAGGCAUAAAAGGAGGGGGGCGGGAGAGAAGGUUGUAAAUUUAAUAUAUAUAGAGAGAGAGAUAUAUUAAAAAAAAGAUACUUAUUUUUUUUUUUACAAUUUUUUUUUUAAUUAUUUCGGGAUAGGGGGAAAUAGAUCUAUUUUUUAUUAAAGGGACUAAAGAAACAAGAUGGCUGAAGGGAAGUGUUUUUUGAAUGUGGUCAUAAUGCAAAAAGGUCCAGCGGCUGGGAGAUGGGAUUGAAGUUUCCUUGAUCGAGCAUAAUUAAUCUAUAAAUAAAAGGGGCUGAGGAAGGGGGCGUCUGGAUUCUGAGAUCCGUUUAGCCACAUUGUAUUUUCUGUAUUUUUUUUUUCUUUAUCCCGGUGGGUUUCUACAAGUUUGGAAACGAGCACUUGAAUAUUCAUGGUAAGGGUGACAUUCUUUAAGAAGUAAAUGUGUUAAUUUUCUGUGACUGUCUCCCUCAUUGGCCCCACUGUCAGUGCCCUUGCAGAUUGGAUGUAAAAUCAGGAAUAGCUUUCAUGUCAGGAGGAGGGAGACUGGAGGGGGAGGGCUGUGAUUAGCUGCUGAGAAAUUCCUUUUCAGUUUGAUCAAGGCAUGCGAAGCCUAAUCCACUGACCACAAUCCAACUCUUUCAUUUUUGCUCCGGUUUAUUUUGUAUUUUUUUCUUCUUCUUCAUUUCUAUGGUGGAAUAUUGUGUCCAUACAUAGGCUCGGGUUUAUGGUCAGGGUACCUGUUAAAAUUUUUUUUUGCAUUCGGCAUUUCACGUUAAAAAAAGGAGUUUUUCAAAGCCCUUUUUUUUUUCCUCUUAUUUGCGAAACAAGGAAGAGGUGGGAGGGUUUUUCUCGCUCCGGGCUGGAAUUUGAGCUGUGAGACUGAACUGUCUCUUUCAGAGCCCCAUCCAGGAUCACUCUCUAUGGAAACAACCUCAAGAAUUUGGUUCAUUUCAAGGAAGGCUUUCUAGAUUUCCAAGCCCCUCUUAUUUUAAACAAUUCCCAUAGCACGGAAUAUGCGCUGUGAAGUUACUCGCUCGUAAAUAGAUUUCAGUUGUAUUUUGCUUGUCCGUCUACCUAUAGUUUUUUUUUUUUUUUUUUUUACAUUUUAUUAUUAUUUCAGUUUUAGUUUAAAAAAGAAAGCAGACAAAAAAUUUUUGGGCUGUACCCCACUCAGUUCUGUAAACCGUGGUACACGUUACGCUGCCAAGCUGGAGAUGGCGGAGAAUUGGAAAAACUGUUUUGAAGAAGAGCUGAUAUGUCCUAUAUGUCUGCAUGUGUUUGUUGAACCCGUUCAGCUUCCGUGUAAGCACAAUUUCUGCAGAGGUUGCAUAAGUGAGGCCUGGGCAAAAGAGACAGGCCUGGUGAGGUGCCCUGAGUGCAACCAGGCCUAUAAUCAAAAGCCCAAUCUGGAAAAGAACCUUAAGCUCACAAAUAUUGUGGAAAAAUUUAAUUCUCUCAAUGUGGACAAGCCGCCAUCUAUCCUGCAUUGUGUAUUCUGUAGAAGGGGCCCACCACUGCCUGCCCAGAAGAUCUGUUUGAGAUGUGAAGCGCCAUGCUGCCAGUCCCACGUCCAGACUCACCUACAACAGCCUUCUACUGCUCGAGGGCAUCUCCUAGUAGAAGCUGAAGACGUUAGGGCCUGGAGUUGUCCACAACAUAACGCUUACCGACUAUACCACUGUGAAGCCGAGCAGGUGGCAGUGUGCCAGUUCUGCUGCUACUAUAGUGGUGCCCACCAAGGACAUUCAGUGUGUGAUGUGGAGAUACGCAGAAAUGAGAUCAGAAAAAUGCUCAUGAAACAGCAAGAUCGCCUGGAGGAGCGGGAGCAGGAUAUAGAGGAUCAGCUGUACAAACUGGAAUCUGACAAGAGAUUAGUGGAGGAGAAGGUAAACCAGCUUAAAGAUGAGGUUCGGCAGCAGUACGAGAGAUUGCACCAGAUCCUGGAUGAAGACAUGAGGAAGACUAUGGAUAUUUUGGAUAAGGCCCAGGCCAAGUUCUGCAACGAGAAUGCAGCCCAGGUUCUGCAACUGAAUGAACGGAUGCAAGAGGCCAAAAAGCUCCUGAGCUCUGUGCAGGUCAUGUUCGACAAAACAGAGGACAUUAACUUCAUGAAGAAUACAAAGUCUGUGAAAAUCCUGAUGGACAGGAGUCAGACCUGCACUGGAGGAAGCCUUCCACCACCCAAAAUUGGACAUCUGAACUCCAAGCUCUUCCUGACUGAGAUUUCGAAGAAGGAGAAACAGCUGAGGAAAAUGCUGGAAGGCCCGUUCAGCACCCCUGUGCCAUUCUUGCAGAGCAUUCCUAUGUAUUCCUGCAAUGUUAGCAGUUCCGGGGCAGAGAAACGCAAACAUUCAACUGCAUUUCCGGAAAGCAGUUUCCUUGAUUCAGCCCCUGGAACAGUUAGUGGCCAGUACAUAAGCCAGGGAUCUUCCACUGGGGAGGGUCAGUCGGCACAACCUAUGGUGCCUUGCAGCUCUACCCAGCAUAUUGUAGGACUUCCUAGCGGCCCACAGCCGGUCCACUCCAAUUCUGUCUUCAAUCCCUCCCAUUACCCCAACAGUUCAUCAUCUCAGCAAUCUGUCCUCUCCCAGUAUGGAGGACGCAAGAUCCUGGUGUGCUCUGUGGACAACUGUUAUUGCUCCUCAGUGUCUAACCACAGUGGGCACCAACCAUAUCCUAGGUCUGGCCACUUUCCAUGGACAGUCUCUUCCCAAGAAUACUCUCAUCCUCUUCCACCCACACCUUCAGUAACACAGUCUCUUCCAGGACUCGCUGUCAGAGAAUGGAUUGAUGCUACCCAGCAACAUGGCCGUCAAGAUUUCUAUAGGGUCUAUGGGCAGCCCGCAACAAAGCACUACGUCACCAGUUAACUUUCACAGCAAGCUAGCCUUGUUUAAUAUGCAUACAAAAAAAGGAAACCCCAACACUCGAAACAGAACAACCUUAACCCUGUUUAGUGGUGGACAACCGUUUCACUUCUGAAUAUGGUUAAUACAGGAUUGUUUUUAUACUUUUGCUUUAACUCAGAUAACUCUGGACAAUGGUGUAUGCCUCCCCCCACCCCCCACCUAGAAUAACAACCAAUUAGUUAUUUCCGUUUUAUUUUAAUUUUAUUUUUUUGUUUGUUUUUUAAUAGAUAUAUUUUGGUUUCUCAGUGCUUCGAAGCUUCCGCUGAUGUUUCAUCAUUUGAUACAAACCAUUGUUAAGGUUUUCUUUGUGUGUGUUUUUUUUUCUUUGUUAGUAUCAGUUUAGUUGACUAUGUUGCUUUAGAAAUAACCAUUUCUCGUGAUAGGAGUUUUAAGUUAAAAGGCCACUUAUCAUAGAGACACUGUUUUUUAUUUUAUGUUUUAGAAACGUGUAAAUACACAAUUAUCUGACAAGUGCAAAGUAAACGAAAAAGGGAACGAUAAAGUUAUGUUUGCAGGGAGGGAAUCUUCAUCUCCUACAAAGAGGUCAUGCGGUAAAGAGACAGACAUUCUACUAGAGUGGAGUUACAAAUGGCGCUUUCUAAUCUAGAACACCAAUGCAUAAACGGAACAUGACAUUUCUCUCUUCUGCACCUUUACUUGAAGUCUAACCUAUCAGAUAAGACUAUUGCUAUAUUUUUAUUAUGUUAGAAAUAAAAAAAAAAUGCAGGGACUGGGAAAUGUUAAAUGUUGUAUAUAUAGUAAGAUGAAAUACAGGGUAAUUUUUGUCAAAACUUUGAUCCUAUGUAAUUCAGCAAAAUCAUUAAAAAUCUGCAAAAUAAUCUUUCCUCUGUAUACAGUCUCCAUGGACCAAGGUUAUAGUUGUAGAUUAUAUAGAAUUGCAUACAUGCAUACGUAAGGCCCAACAUGGUAAAUGGUCUUUUAGCUUAAAAAGUUGUCUCUUAAUUAUUUUUUUUGUUAACAUUCCAAAUACACAUUAAAAGUGCAAUUCAACAUUUUUCACUUAAAAAUUAGAAGGUUUUGCUUUACAGACAAAAUAAUUUCUGGAGUGCCACAAACAUAAUUAUAAAAAGAACAAAAAAAUAAUAAAAUAAAAUAAAAAUGUAUGUAUGUACAGUAUAAGGUCCAAGCACUUUUUUCUUCUCUUUUUAUCUGCAGCAUUAAUUACUGAAUCAUUUAAUGCCAUAUUGUAAUAUUACAGCAAUAAGACUUUGUACUGUAUGUUGCUAAGGGACUCUAACGGUGAAAGGUUUGUUUUAAGGCACUUGAAAAAUGGGCACCAAUUGGACAUCAGAGCAAUGGAUCUAACAAGUACUGCAUGAUAACCAACUGAUGUGCGGUAUUAUGCUCCUGUGUUUUUUGCCUUUUUUUCUAUGUCAGUGUUGGUUCUGGAGGUAUACUCAUACCACGCUCCUCUUAAAGCAGCAGUCCCGCUUACUUGGUCAAAACAAAAAUGAAAUAAAAAAAUCUUUUUAUAAACUA
This is a messenger RNA of Hyla sarda, 5183 nucleotides long. RefSeq names its product tripartite motif containing 8 (gene TRIM8). NCBI's taxonomy places the organism in Eukaryota, Metazoa, Chordata, Amphibia, Anura, Hylidae. The record is from RefSeq and is a predicted model, not a curated record. The transcript is spliced from 6 exons. Bases 1989 to 3644 code for a protein of 551 amino acids.